This is a messenger RNA of Phoenix dactylifera (date palm), 1304 nucleotides long. RefSeq lists its product as uncharacterized. The record is from RefSeq and is a predicted model, not a curated record. Lineage: Eukaryota; Viridiplantae; Streptophyta; Magnoliopsida; Arecales; Arecaceae.
UUGUGGCUAUCUCAUGUGCAGAAGUACAGCAUCAAGAGCAGAAAGAAGAGAGGAAAGCAGCAGCCCCAGCCUCAGAAGAAGGGAGAACCGACCAUGGGAAGAGCUCCUUGCUGCGACAAAGCAAACGUGAAAAAAGGCCCAUGGUCCCCUGAGGAGGAUGCCAAGCUCAAGUCCUACAUCGAACAUCAUGGCACUGGCGGAAAUUGGAUCGCCCUACCGCAGAAGAUCGGCCUUAAGCGAUGCGGUAAGAGCUGCCGUCUCCGGUGGCUGAACUAUCUCCGGCCAAAUAUUAAGCAUGGCGGGUUCUCUGAGGAAGAAGAUCGCAUCAUAUGCAGCCUUUAUGUUGCUAUUGGGAGCAGAUGGUCCAUAAUUGCAGCACAGUUGCCUGGAAGGACUGAUAAUGAUAUAAAGAACUACUGGAACACGAAGCUGAAGAAGAAGCUACUGGGAAAGCAGCCCAAGAACCAGCAACAGGCUCGUCGAGUCUGCCAUAAGAAUCAGGAGACUAAGGAAUCGAAAGAUGGCAACUCCCUUUGGCCCACGCCGCCUGUUCCCGCGGACCAAUUCGACCAGGUGGAUCACCAUGUUAGCGAUGGCCGUGCAUCGAUCAGAAAGUUUCUGACUACCCUCGGUGGGAGGUUUUCUUGCAAUUAUGGAGCUGAACAUGAGACUCCACUUGCUUCCUUUCUGGGACAGCAGCACUUGUAUAGAAGUUCUAUGGAUUCAAUUGAACCUUCAGAACAAGUCAAUUCUUUCAUCAAUGGCUGCUCUCCAUCGGGCUACCACCACAUACUGCAAGGUCGAAGUGAGAUUCCGGUGGAAUUUAAUGAGAUGUUCUGUGGCAACUCGGUAAAAUUAGAAGGGUUAGAUUGCUUCUUCGGAGUGGGGAACAUGGUGGGCGAGAGCAAUGGGACCAGUACAUCAGGGAGCAUGAAUUGGAAUGAGGUAAGCCCUUUGAUCUAUCCUCCUGUGGUUACCAGCUAUCAAGGGAUGCAGCAGCAAUAUCUUCCUGAUGAACUGGUGCACCUCCUUGGGGCACAAUGACUGCUGUUGUACGUGAGCCGUGCAAACUUGGUGAAGGUGCUUUGAGAAUUUGGCCCAAGUUUGGUGUCUGCUUUUGGUUUGAACCCUCACUAGUGUUUCCUCCCCAAUCUUUGGUUUUUAAUAAAACACUUAGGAGCACUUGCAUUAAUUGUGUAUUUGUUGGUUUGCUUCCUGUUGGGAUCUUCCUCCAGUUCCUGAACAGUUACUUUUGUCAUUGACUGAAAAGUUCUCUAACUCAAAGCUUUAAUUGUGCCAUGAAA